AUGGAAGGAAUUGGCGUAGCGGCUAAUCUGAUCGCCGUUGUCGACUUAACGGCGAAGACAGCCGCGCAGUGUUAUGAUUACGGCAAGAAGGCCUAUCGCGCCAAAGCCGACAUUGACAGAGUGCAGAAAGAAAUAAUCGCUCUCGCGGGCAUCGCGAAGAAUGUUCAGGGCCUUCUAAGCGGUCUAAAUGGCGACACACUAGCAACAUCCAACCAGCUCCAGACCGCGAUUGGAGACGCUCUGGAUCAACUCAGGAAGGUAGACGAAAAGAUGGCUCUCAAAAAAGGCCAGAAGACAAUGAGUAGACUUGGACUACGAGCUCUCAAAUGGCCGCUUGAAAAAAGUGAAAUUGAAGGGAUAGUUGGAGAUCUGCGAAACUGUGGCCAGAAUAUAAAUUCUGCUUUGCAAGUAGACCAAACUGUUGAGAUCUUGAAAACCAGAUCCGGCGUACGCCGUACGCAACAGAUGGUCAAUGAGCUUGAUCAAAAUAUCGUGUUGACCCAACUGCCUGUUGCUGAGGGAGCGUGCUUUGGUUCUCACACAGAAGACCACGAGCUGACAUGCUUACCAAACACCCGGGUCGAUCUACUGCGGCAAAUACAAGACUGGGUGAAGGAUCUUGAUGGACCGCGCGUGUUUUGGCUCAAUGGCAUGGCUGGCACAGGUAAAUCUACCAUAUCGCGGACUGUUGCGCAGCACCUUGAUGACAACAAGAUGCUCGGAGCAAGCUUCUUCUUCAAGACCGGCGAGGCUGAACGCAGCACCUUGUCAAAAUUCUUCUCUACCAUUGCCGCUGAUAUGGUCAUCAAAAUUCCAGAGUUUGGUACAGCUCUUAAGCAGGCCUUGGACAAGGAUGCUGAUUUUCGUAAGAGGGCGCCAGGACAGCAACUUAAAAAUCUUGUCAUAGAGCCACUCAUGAGGUCGCAAAAGCACCGAACUGACCAUCCGAUCGUAUUGAUUGUCGACGCUCUCGACGAGUGUGAACGUUAUCAAGACAUUGAUUUGCUCAUCAACUUAUUUACGGAUUCCAGCCUCAUGACAGUGCCACAUUUGAAGAUUUUCAUCACAAGCCGGCCUGAAAUACCGAAUCGUCGGGCAUUUGGGAAAGCGACGGCCGGAUCCUACCAUCCAGUGAUCCUUCAUGAACUCCUUGAGCCCGUGAUUGAGCAUGACAUCUCCGUCUUUCUAGACUAUCGGCUGGACAUGAUCAGGACAGACUGGAAUUGCCUAAUCACUUCUGAUUAUCGUCGCCUGCCGUCUGACUGGCCCGGACAGGACAGAAGGCGACAGCUUGUACAGAUGGCUGUGCCUCUUUUCAUCUUCGCUAUGACUAUGUGUCGCUUUAUUGCGGAUAUUAAGUUUGGAAGCCCCGAAGAUCAAAUCCAGGACGUUCUUGCAUACGGAGAAACGGGAGCCAAAUCCCGGCUCGACUCUACAUACCUCCCCAUCCUGAGCAAAUUGUUGCUUGGAAUGGAUGGCGAUGAUAAAAGAAAAGUCAUACAGAAGUUUAAAUCGAUUGUGGGCCCUAUUGUUAUGCUGGAAACGCCACUAUCCACAGAAUCGCUCAGCCGACUCCUUCAAGUUCCAAAAGCUUACAUUGACGAUCAUCUUGUGAUGCUCCACUCAGUCCUUAGUAUUCCAACCUCAUCUGAUUUGCUAGUAAGAAUGCUACAUUUAUCCUUUAGGGAUUUCUUGACAGAUAGGAAGAACAAGGAAGCGACUGAUUUCUGGAUUGAUGAGAAGGCAACUCAUGCUGAUAUAGCAUCAAGGGCCUUGGCAUUGCUAGAUGUGGAGCUCAGACAAAACAUGUGCAACCUCCCAAGUUGGGCGACAGAGCGCUCCUCGAUCAAAGCUGGGACGAUAAAUGCUUUUCUUCCUCCUGAGGUUCAAUAUUCGUGCUCUUACUGGGUGCGUCACCUUCAUCAUGCAGGCGAUAUGCUGGUUGAUGGUGGCUUGGUUCACAAAUUUUUCGAAACCCAUUUUCUCCACUGGCUGGAAUGCCUUGGUCUUUUGGGGGAUACCUACGGUUGUAUCAGUCAUAUCAAGACUCUCCAAAUGCUGGUUGAUCCGCGAGAUGGCAAGGAACUGUCCCUAAUGCUUGAUGACGCGGUCUCCUUUGUUCUUGCCAACGCACUAGUCAUUGACACCACACCCCUUCAGUUGUACUCAUCCUUGCUUAUAUUCGCACCCAUGAAGAGCUACCUCCGGACCGUGUACAAGAAGUUCGUAUCAUCCUCUCAUGACUCAAAACUGGUGGUUUCAACCGUUUCUAUCGAUUAUUCUGUUAGGAUCUGGGACGUGGACACAGGCCAAUGCAUAUGGAUACUUGAGGGCCAUAAAUGCGAAGCCGUCAUAACUGUCUUCUCGGAUGACUCAACUCGUGUGUUAUCAGCUUCAGAUGAUAGGUCAAUCCGCGUGUGGAGUGUUAGCACCGGAGAAUGCAUCAGCAUAUUCGAAGAUUAUACUAAGGGGGCAAUCCAUGGUUUCGGUUUCUUCACCCCGACAUUCUUUGCAUCACGUUUACGUCUCGGCCCUGACGAGUUGUUGAAAGCAGCGACCACUGAAACCGGCCGUGAGUUCGAGCUCAAAAGUGAUAAAGUCUAUUGGGUCGCCUUCUCGCCUAAUGCCAAGUUCGCCGUAUCGGAAGAUUAUGGCAGCGGACAGGUGCGGCUCUGGAACCUAGAGGCUGGAGGCAAGGCAAGGCUCAUGAUCGAUCCUCACUUUCCUAACUUUAAAUGGUACAAUGGCGCCUUCUCUCAAGACUCGGCGUUUCUCGCCUAUCCUAUUCCCAACGAUGGAAAAAUCAGGAUAUUCCAGACCAACAGUGGAGAUCAAAUUGACCAUUUGGCCUUUUCCUAUGACUCGUCUCUGGUGGCCUCGUCAUCCCGUGAUGGUACGGUGCGAAUCUGGCGAAUUGAUACCUCACAUGGCCAUCGCAUUUCCAACCAGACUGAGAGUCGUUCUACGGUGACAUUUGCGAGAUUUUCACCUGACGUAGCUCUCAUUGCGACCUCAGACCUCUCAAGCUCGAGGAUCUGGGAUGCGAUGACUGGCGAGUGCAAAAAGAUUCUCACACCUCGCUUGAGAGCGGUGUCAAAGGACUGGUCGCUCAUCUUAGCAGGCCCUUCGAAAGAUUCACCUGAAUCUCUCCAAGUUAUGCGCCUUGAUACCGGCGCGCUUGUGCAAACGUUCCACGGAAUCCACAGCCCCCACCAUGGCGACUUUUCUCCCGACUCACGCUUGGUGAUUAUACACAUGCUCAACAAGUCUAAAAGAGAUGAAAAAGAAAUUGAAUUUAUAACUGGAGUAUGGCUUGUCGAAACGGGCCAAUGUCUGAAAGUCCUCGAAGCUGAGUCCGGGUUCAUGGAAGCAAACUUCUCUACUAACGGACGAUUCGUCGCCACAUCUACUGAUCAUGGUGUCAGUCUCUGGAACACUAGUGAUUGGUGCUGUACCCGAAAUUGGAGAGAUGAAGAACAGUUGUCGCCAUCAGGAAUGGCAUUUUCACCGGACUCAACGUUUCUAGCGUCUAGCCGAGGCGGCAUGCUGAAGGUUUGGCAUUGCGACUCCGGCAAAUGCCUUCUUGAGUCAAACCACGGAGAAGAUAGCAGGGGCUGGUCAUUCUCAAGUGACUCCAAGUUCGUUGCGAUAAGCUUAUCACUAAGGCAUCAAUACAUGAAUCAAAUUCAACUAUGGCGCGUGGAGACAGGCCAACAGCUGUAUACAUGUAACAUUGAGUCGGGGCCUCCUGUUAACCUAGGUAUAAGUAUUCGUUUUACGCCCAAUGAUUCAGGCCUCGAGACUGGCCGUGGGGUCAUCGCCUUUUCGAAUUUCCCUCCUAGUCCGUUGAACAAUGCUUCUGUAUCAUCCAGAUUCGCUGGCUACGGGCUUAGCUCCGACGGAGCCUGGAUCACGUGGGAUGGGCAUAGGUUAAUUCGAAUCCCAUCACAGUAUCGACCGUGGCGCUCAGCUGUGCACCUGGACAAAGUGGUGCUCGGGAGUGAAUCUGGUCGAGUCUCCAUCCUCCGGUUUGCCUCUCCGCCGCCAGCAACGGUACAUGUAUCUAAGACUCUUAGUAGUAAGUGA
This is a messenger RNA of Clonostachys rhizophaga, 4086 nucleotides long. Lineage: Eukaryota; Fungi; Ascomycota; Sordariomycetes; Hypocreales; Bionectriaceae. The record is from the annotation of a GenBank genome assembly.